This is a messenger RNA of Myotis lucifugus (little brown bat), 2222 nucleotides long. RefSeq names its product phosphatase and actin regulator 1 (gene PHACTR1). The transcript is spliced from 13 exons. Gene Ontology annotation, biological process: cell motility; stress fiber assembly. The coding region runs from base 213 to 2162 and encodes 649 amino acids. NCBI's taxonomy places the organism in Eukaryota, Metazoa, Chordata, Mammalia, Chiroptera, Vespertilionidae. Gene Ontology annotation, molecular function: actin binding. The record is from RefSeq and is a predicted model, not a curated record.
CCUUCCUCCAGCCCUGGGGUACGGAUUGGCUCCGUCAGCGAGGUCAGCGAGGACAAGACCCUUCCCGCGCCUUCCCCUGACCCGACCCGCCGUGGUCGCUGUAGACACGCGGGUGCAGCGCGGGGCGGGGGCAUGCUGGCCUGGCAGUGGGGUGCGAGUGGCAGCGCGCGGGGGCCGGAGCAGCGCCGUGCCCCGGGGCGUACGGGGGCUGGAUGGCGGAGCCCACGCGCCUUGCGGAGCCCGGGAGGUUUGCGCUCCGCUCGCCGCGCUGCAGGGAGGGCGCGGUGCCAGGCGCGAGCGCCCAGAGACCCAAAAAGAAAGCUUUUUAUUUGCUGAGGAUGAAGCCCCUGAAGGAGCCCGCCCCCAACAACAACAACGUGUCCUUUGUGAUCCAUUGUCAACUAGGCAAGGAGAUCAAACACAUUUGCAGCAACUGCAGUCGCGGGGAAGACACGCGGGACGCUGAGGAAGUGGAGAGGCUGGCGGCGAUGCGUUCUGACUCCCUCGUCCCAGGUACCCAUACCCCACCCAUCCGGAGGAGAAGUAAGUUUGCCAACCUGGGAAGGAUUUUCAAGCCUUGGAAAUGGAGGAAGAAGAAAAGCGAAAAGUUCAAGCACACAUCUGCAGCGCUGGAAAGGAAAAUAUCCAUGAGGCAAAGCAGAGAGGAGCUGAUAAAACGAGGAGUCUUGAAGGAAAUUUAUGACAAAGAUGGGGAGCUCUCCAUAUCCAAUGAGGAGGACUCCCUGGAAAACGGACAGUCCCUGAGCGCCAGCCAGCUGUCUCUGCCCGCCCUGUCCGAAAUGGAGCCGGUCCCGAUGCCCAGAGAUCCCUGCUCAUACGAGGUGCUCCAACCUUCAGACAUCAUGGAUGGGACAGUGUCUGAAGAGAGUCCCUCUGCCAGUGAGUCUGGAGUCCUCCUGUCCCAAGAUCCUUCAGCCAAACCAGUCCUGCUACUGCCCCCCAAAAAACCUGCUGCUUUCUCUGGAGACCAUGAGGAGACCCCAGUGAAGCAGCUGUCCCUCCUCAAGCAGCCCCCCGCCCUGCCUCCCAAACCCACAGCCAGGAUUGCCAACCACUUGACAGAUCCUGGAGCCCCUGUGAAAUUGCCUUGUCUGCCAGUGAAACUGUCACCUCCGCUACCUCCAAAGAAAGUCAUGAUCUGUAUGCCUGUAGGAGGGCCAGACCUCUCGCUGGCAUCCUACGCAGCCCAGAAGAGCGGCCAGCAGGGUGGGGCCCAGCACCACCACACGGUCCUGCCGUCCCAGAUCCAGCACCAGCUGCAGUAUGGCAGCCUUGGCCAGCACCACCCCUCCGCCAGCGGCUCCCUCCCCAUGCACCCCUCCAGCUGCAGGAUGAUAGACGAGCUGAAUAAGACGCUGGCUAUGACCAUGCAGAGGCUGGAAAGCUCUGAGCAGCGGGUCCCCUGCCCCACUUCUUACCACAGCUCCAGUUUGCACUCGGGUGACGGUAUCACAAAAGCAGGACCUCUGGGCCUUCCAGAAAUAAGACAAGUGCCAACUGUUGUGAUUGAAUGUGAUGACAAUAAAGAAAAUGUGCCUCAUGAAUCAGACUACGAAGACUCUUCCUGUCUCUACACAAGGGAAGAGGAGGAGGAGGAGGAAGACGAGGAUGACGACAGCUCAUUGUACACCAGCUCCCUGGCCAUGAAGGUGUGCCGGAAGGACUCCUUAGCCAUCAAACUCAGCAACAGGCCCUCCAAGCGAGAGCUAGAAGAAAAGAACAUCCUUCCCAGGCAGACGGAUGAAGAGAGGCUGGAGCUGAGGCAGCAGAUCGGCACCAAGCUCACCAGGCGGCUGAGCCAGAGGCCCACUGCAGAGGAGUUGGAGCAGAGGAACAUUUUGAAACCUCGGAACGAACAAGAGGAACAAGAGGAGAAAAGAGAGAUCAAGAGGAGGCUAACUCGAAAGCUUAGCCAGAGGCCCACCGUGGAAGAACUUCGGGAAAGGAAGAUCCUCAUCCGCUUCAGCGACUACGUGGAGGUGGCUGACGCCCAGGACUAUGACCGCAGGGCGGACAAGCCGUGGACCCGCCUCACCGCUGCCGACAAAGCUGCCAUUCGGAAGGAGCUGAAUGAAUUUAAAAGCACUGAGAUGGAAGUUCAUGAGCUGAGUAGACAUCUAACAAGGUUUCACCGACCUUAACAGUCAAAUUCCUCUUGAGUGCUAUGCUGUCUUCAAAACAUAAAUUUAUAAGAACCAUAA